Molecule: messenger RNA, 2186 nt
Organism: Anarrhichthys ocellatus (wolf-eel)
Lineage: Eukaryota; Metazoa; Chordata; Actinopteri; Perciformes; Anarhichadidae
Exons: 4
Coding region: 814-1452 (212 amino acids)
Biological process (GO): sterol biosynthetic process
Cellular component (GO): endoplasmic reticulum
Molecular function (GO): sterol 24-C-methyltransferase activity
Source: RefSeq, a predicted model, not a curated record
UUCGGGAUUUUAAUCUCUCGAUGAAAAUGUUCUGUAUUCGGAGUGAUUAUAAAACAAGUUGAGUGUGCAUAACUUAAUGACAAACAGGACAGAGCAGCGCGUACGUGCGCCCAUAAAGCAGAAAUAGUUGUCGGAGCUCCUCCUCCUCUUACUGAUUUCCAGUAAGAAGCCCAAAGACAACAGCGACUGAGUUUAUUAUAGACAGGAGGAGCACACCGCCGAGCGACAGACUAGGGACCGCCAAUAUCAACACAACAUGGAAGUUCCUUGAAAUAAUGUCAGUAUAGCCUGUAGUAAAGCGGGUUUUUUCAUUAGCUCUUUCUGGAGUACGCCUGGGGAGAGGUAAUGUGUUUAGUCAUGUAUGUGACGGAGUGUGCACCUCUGUGUCUGUCCACGGCCAGUCUUGCAUUUUGUUGUUGCAAACUGCAUAAUUAUUUGGGUGCCCAGUUAUGGCUGCAUGCUCAAGGACCUCUCCUGGUUGCUGUGACUUUCCCAAAACACCUUUAUUGCCUGUUUUAUACUCCCAUUGAUGCCUGCUUACUCCUCACUCACCACUACCGGCCCCCUAAUAGAACUACCAGUAUUCAGCACGAACAGUGCAAGCAAUGGCAGCAGUGAUACUAAUAUGUGAAUGCAUUUUAACCCUUAUGAUCCCUACUCUAAUAGAAAACCAAUGCCUUUUAGAUUUGUAAAACAUGGGGUCACUGGCUAUGCAAGUUACAAUGAUUUGCAUUGUAUUCUGUGGUUGUUAAUCUCUGAAAUAGUUUGUAACCAUCUGUAUAAAGCUGUCUUUUUUGUCAUAUUUCUCCAGUGAUGUGGGCUGAAAUAUUGGGGAAACAGUUGGGCCACCCGACACGUACAGUGGCAGGGUGGCUGGUCAGUAGGUACCUCAAAGCAUACAACCACAUUCUUGAAGAGAGUGCUGUGCAGCUGUGUGGGAUCCAACCUGGGGACACAGUGCUGGAGCUGGGUCACGGCCCUGGUCUGGGUCUGCAGUCGGCAGCCAAACUGCUCACAGAGCCCACAGGCCACCUUAUAGGGGUGGAUUACUCAGCAUACAUGCAUCAGACGGCAAGUGAGCGAUUGAAGGAAUUUGUGGCCAGUGGGAAAGUGACUUUACACCACUGUGAUAUAGCAGCAAUGCCUCUGGCAGACAGCCUUGUGGAUAAAGUCUUUCAUUGUAACUGCUACUACUUCUGGCCUGAUCUCAGGAAGGGAGCCACAGAGAUACACCGUGUAAUGAAACCAGGCGGUGUGAUGGUGACCGUGUUGAGGCUGUCAAGUGUUGCUGCUAUCGCAGCAAAGCGAGUGUUGCCAGCGGAGAACUGGCGCCCAGAGGCCUACAUGACAGCUCUGAGAGACACUAACUUCACUGAUGUCAGAAUGGAAGACAUACAGCACAAACACAUUACGAUUCAGGCUAUCUAUGCUACUGCCACAAAAUCAGAUUGAAAUCAAACUGUAAGUUUGAGAUUGUGUGCGGUCUACCCACUUUUGUGAUUAGUAGGUUUUGUAUGGUUACAUUUAUGAGUCAAGUUGUACUUUUUAAAGAUAGGAAUGUUGUAAAGUUUUGUAAUUAAUAAAUACAUGAUAAAAACAGAAGAAGAGACAAAUAAAUUGUUUUUUUCUAAGGACAUUUUGGAUAUCAGUCGCCAUUAAACAAAAAAAGAAGAAAAUCAGCAAUUCCCAAAUGGGAGAUAUUCCUUUGAGGAUCAGAACAGUGACGUUAAUGCUGGUAUAUACUGGGUUAAUCUCCAGGGACAAAAUGAUACACAUCCUGGCAAGAACAUUUGAACAGACUGCAGGUACACAAUGAGACAAAUUUCAUAACUUUUGGGUGGAUUGGUGUUGCAAUGGCAGAAAAUCGGAUGACGUCAAUUACCGCACAAUUUCUUAAAUUCCUCCCUGGUUAUUCCCCUUUCCAAAUAUAGACCUUAAUGUACAGCAGGAAUUGAAGGACGAGUCAGAGCAAUUUACAGUAUUGUGUGUAAUCCAGAAUUAUUUGGAUCAGCAUUUUUUCAAACUCUGUUUCUAUUCACAGUUUGUCAACAAUAAAAACCACAACAUCUGGCAGAUCAUCAGUGAGAACUAAUAUUAUAAAGGAAAUAUUCCUUAUAAUGUACAGGAUGGAAAUUAAGGAAGCCACCUGCUUCCUUUGGGUUCCUGCUCAUGUUGGUGUGGAGGAA